Molecule: messenger RNA, 1496 nt
Organism: Cottoperca gobio
Lineage: Eukaryota; Metazoa; Chordata; Actinopteri; Perciformes; Bovichtidae
Gene: cyc1
Product: cytochrome c-1
Exons: 7
Coding region: 77-1000 (307 amino acids)
Biological process (GO): mitochondrial electron transport, ubiquinol to cytochrome c
Cellular component (GO): respiratory chain complex III
Molecular function (GO): electron transfer activity; heme binding
Source: RefSeq, a predicted model, not a curated record
UCCGACCGGAAGGAUUCUGUAGCCUCACGCGCUAGUCCCAGCAGAUCUCUCCUCAGCUCGGAGUACCGCAGAGAAGAUGGCGGCGCUACGAGUCGUGGUGCUAUCGGGGAGUGGGAGAGCCCUCCUCAACACAUCGAAAACUAUCAAGACCCCCGUGGCCAAAAUGUCCUUCGCCAGCCUGCCUCGGAGCAAGAAGGUUGCCCUGACGACACUAGGCGUGGUCACCGCGGGCGGAGCAGGGCUCGCCAUGAUGCUGCACCAGUCCGUCAGAGCCUCCGACCUGGAGCUCCACCCCCCAAAUUACCCCUGGAGCCACGGUGGCCCUCUGUCCUCUCUGGACCAUGCUAGUAUUCGGCGUGGCUACCAGGUGUAUAGGCAAGUGUGUUCAGCCUGCCACAGUAUGGAGUACCUGGCCUUCAGAAACCUGGUGGGAGUGUCGCACACAGAGGCCGAGAUGAAGGUCAUCGCUGAGGAGGCUGAGGUGGUGGAUGGUCCUGAUGAGAGUGGAGAGAUGUUCACCCGUCCAGGAAAGGUGUCGGACUACUUCCCGAAACCCUACGCCAACCCCGAGGCAGCCCGGUCCGCCAACAACGGAGCCCUGCCUCCAGACCUCAGCUACAUUGUCCAUGCCAGACAUGGAGGAGAGGACUACGUGUUCAGCCUGCUGACGGGAUACUGCGAACCUCCAGCCGGCGUGGAUGUGAGAGAGGGACUUUACUACAACCCGUACUUCCCUGGACAGGCCAUCGGCAUGGCCCCGCCCAUCUACAAUGAGGUGCUGGAGUAUGAUGACGGAACCCCCGCCACCAUGAGCCAGGUUGCUAAAGACGUGAGCACGUUCUUGAGAUGGGCCUCAGAUCCGGCACACGACCAACGCAAACGCAUGGGAAUUAAGUUGCUGAUGGGCGCCGUCAUCCUCGUCCCGCUGGUGUACUACAUGAAAAGACACAGGUGGUCUGUGCUGAAGAGCAGGAAGAUCGCCUACAGGCCUCCCAAGUAAACGGAAACAAACACACCCCUACCUGGGCCCAAAACCUACCAGAGAGGGCUGCGUUCAACGACCCCACAACGCUCACCUCAUGAUCAUGCAGACAAAGAACAACUGACAAACACACACAUGCCUUUCUAAGAGGGAGUACAGAAGUCAGAGUAUAUAUACGAUGUUUAUUCCUACAGAAGAAUGCCUGUUUAGUUGUUGGCGUCGUAGAGCAAAGUGCGAGAGUUGCGGCGUUCUUGAACGCACCCUCCACUGAGUUUGUUUGUUUGAUCUGCAUCGAGUCAUUACUCACACUUUGUCUCAGUCGACUGAGAAGUCGACUGACUGUCCAUCUUUGUAAGAUACUCAAUAAUCACUCAAGCUGAGAAAUGGUUGCCGUCAAAGUUCGUAACAUCCUGAGUGUAAAUCCAUCCUCCCCGAGCGCUCCACGCCGCCGCAGUGGAUGCAACGCAACCUCCGAACCUGUUUUACUGUACAAAAUAAAUUAUCUUAAAGGAAA